This is a messenger RNA of Danaus chrysippus (African queen), 2670 nucleotides long. NCBI's taxonomy places the organism in Eukaryota, Metazoa, Arthropoda, Insecta, Lepidoptera, Nymphalidae. The record is from the annotation of a GenBank genome assembly.
AUGGCUAAACCUACUACGCAAAAAGCAAGAGGUCGCCCAAAAAAGCAAAAAGGUGUACAAAAAACUCCAACUGUAAUAAAAGUGAAAAUACAGAAAGGAAAGAAAAGUGAUGAUACAGAAAAGGCUCAAGACAAAAGAUCAGAACUCACCCAAAAGGACAUUAAAAUAAUGUUAGCCAAUGAAGGUGUCAAGUCUAUACAAGUUAAAAAAGCAACAACUGUGCCUAAAAAACGCGGUAGACCGAAGAAAAAGGAUUCGGCUAUAGCUGAAGUUAAACCCAAAAAACAAGUUAAAACACCAAAACAGCAGGUAAAACCUAGGGUUACCAGAAGUCAGUUAAAAGUGAAGCAUAAAUCUGAAAAGACAGCCGAGUGCAAGCUCAAUAAGAAAUUGAGAGAACCGGCUCGGAAAGAGGAAAACAAUAUUGUGCAUAUGGAUGAAGAUAAUUCUGAGAGUAAUUCUAUUUCAUCACAACUGUCAUGGCUGAGAAAUAUUUCUAUUUCGAGCCAUGCAACGAGCGGUGUAACAGUGUCAUCUAAUGAUUUUUUCACAUUCGAUAAUAAACUUCCACUGGUCAAACUAAGAAGUAUUGACAAGAAGACUAUUAAGAAUCCGGUCAAUAGGAAUCAAUUUAACAAAGGUGAAAGUAUUAGUGAUAGUGAUAGUGAUGUAAGUGUUAAUAAAUGUGUUUCACAACAAAUCUCUGAUGAUUCAAACAUUGCUUUGCCUUCAUUGAAUCUCAGUACAUCACCCUGUGAUAGGAUUUCCAUGAAUAAAUCAGAAGAUACUUUAGCUCCUGAUGAUAAACUCAGCAAUAUAUUAAGAAAAUUAUCAUCUAAACUAAGAUCUCUUGACCAUGAAGUGAUAGACUGGAUGGGCCAUGCGUAUGAAGAUGACGACCUUGAUAGCGAUUUAACGAACGACGAGAAUUUUCUAAGCGAUUUCUUGACAGACGAGAGACAAGUUAUACUGACCUGCAGAGAAAUAAAGCGUUUCUUAUUAGGCCCUAUAGAAGAAAUGAAUAAAACAUUAAGUUAUCCACAAUCUGACCAGAAUGAUUGUGAUGAAAUUAUCAAAACAAGGCAGGAUGUAAAUACAAAAGUAACAGAUGUUUUUAAUAGCUGUACACUCAUAGAAAAUGAUUUCGAUGAUAUUUCUGAAGACACUGAUGAAGAAGACGCAUUAUCGUUGUUCGCUGAAAGCGUAACUCAUGUAGACACAUCCAAAAGGAAUAGAGCGAGGGCUGGUGAUGAAACAGAAAAAUAUAUCCCCGAACCUAUAAACAAUUAUCAAUUCAAAGCACCAGAAGUAAGAUAUCAACCGACUGUUAUUUCCAAUACAAAAGCAGUUCAACGUAAACUGGUCGCUAUCCCUAAUAAUCCUAAACAAAACUUAGUUACCACAUUAAUGUGUGGUGAUAGGAAAUUGACGAACGGAAACAGAGCAUACGGCAAUCAGAAUAUGAUAAUCAAUAAAGAAAUCACUUGCAAUGGAAAUGGUAUGCCACAAGCACAACUAAUAUCCUCGACACAUAAGCCGAUGCAGGGCGUCAAGAGUCAAGUAUUCAAAGGCGUGUGCUUCUUCUAUUUGAUAGCAAGCUGUAAGAAUAUUGUCUGUAAAUUUCCACAUGCCUUCAUCGAGAUAGAUGAUAUAAGGAAGAGACUAUCAGAGCUCAGUGACGAUCUGUUCAUUGAGGAGUAUAUAUUGGUUAAAAGCUGGCCGCAACUGAGACGGACAUAUGGCCUUUGUUUCGUAGAGGAAUGCAGAAACAGAGACUUGUCAAGGAUGCUGGUCGAAAUGGCCAUAGACUUCAUCGUGAAAUGUAAUUCCAGUUCCAAAGAAGAUGAACGUUUGAAAACCGAGGUCGCUGAGAGAGUAUUGAUCGAUUUGAACGAUGCAAAACUCACAAAUUUCACUGAUUUACUAACAUACAAAGUGCAGUUCAGCGGUGUAAUGUUGUAUGAAUUUUUCCUAUCAACACUAUCUAAGUCGGUGAACUUUUCCCGUUACAAAUCUGUUUUUCUAAAACUGACGGUUUUUAUGUCCGAUUUACUAAGAGCGUUCGACAUAGACGUCGCUACGCAGUUACUUGAAAGGAUCUGUAUGUUGCCGUACGAUGAAGAAUUGGCGAUUGGAAUUAUAGAGAUCAUCAAGAAAACGGAUCAAACUAUAUUCACAAAUCCUCUGAUGGAUUAUUUCAAGAAACAGUUGGAAUUAUCAAACUUGGACUUAUAUAACGAGUUCGUGAUACUCAAAAAUAAUGCCACAGCCAACUCCAAGCAAUUUGAACGCACUUACAAUAAAGUACAUACAGAAGUUUCGGGCCCAACACAAAUUAAUAGUAAUCUAGUGAAUAAAUCUACUAUCACGUCUCCGAUAGACACGACGAUAUUGAAUUAUACACGGCAAUCAAUAUUACAAAAUGCCAUUAGUGUUAAUAAUUUAGGAGAUCACGUAAGACGUGAAGUGGCGAAGAAUAAAAGCAAGCAAGCAAAUAGAUCAAAAUCUAUACAUAGUAGGUGGAAAAAUAUGUCUGUGUUCGACAGGAUCAGGCAGAGACGCUUCGACCAGCCUCCGAUGAUCCCUCGCUGGCUGGGAACGAAAAAUAAAUGGGAACAAUUUCCACAAGCGGGACCGAGUGUAAGAACUAUAUUUAUUAUUCUUAUAUAA